UAUACUUCGUCUUUGGCAUCGGGCCCAGUACAGUCCACCCGAAAAGGACCUCGAUUUUCUUCUUAUUUCGACGACAACAAAGGCGUAAAAAAAUAUGCAUAGUUUCGGCCGAUUGGCCGUGUCCGAGAUUACCGAUGCACCGACCCCCUCGACCCUCUUUUACUUGUUUUGAAGACGUUGAGCGUCGCGACGCAUUUUUUCCAAACGCGUCACAGCGAUAGGACCUAUAGGGGAAAAUAUAUUCACUGCAAUAUCAACCACCAGAACAAAACAUUGCUUUUUCUCAUAAAAAGAACUACAGUUUAGCAAAAUACGAGUGAAGUUUAAUUGUUUCUUCAUCUUUGAGCAACAACACCAGCGCAAUUGAAGUUGAGAAUGCCCACGGAGUUCAUUACGAAUCCGCUGCAGCGAGAGCUGGCGGAUUCCAUAAUUCGGAUGGUCCCAUUGGAUGAAAUAAGGAUCAUCUUGGCAUGCGGAGCUAAGGUCAAUGAGCAAGUGACCCAAGGUUUAAUGCCAUUGCAUUAUGCCGUAUGGCAAAGAUAUUAUGAAGCAGCCCAACUUUUGUUGACCAGAGGAGGAGAGGUCAAUGCUGUUGAUGAGUGUGGAUAUAGCGCUUUACAUUUGGCUGCGGAGCACGGCUAUUACGAAGUUGUAAAGCUUCUUCUAUUGUCUGGAGCAAAAGUGGAUUAUCGCGAAAACACGAACGAGGAAUUUCCGAGGACAACCCUUUGCGAUGAGCCUCUGCGCCUUGCCAUCAGGAAUAAGCACAUGCAGAUCGUCAGGUUAUUGCUGGAACACGGAGCAGAUACGAACAAACGUUACUUCUUCGGAUCCGAGAUCAAUCUGGUGACCGAUCCAGAAUACCUCGAACUCUUGUUGACCUUUGGUGCAAAUCCUGAGAGCAGAGAUCGCGCUGGACUCACGCCUCUGAUGAAAGCCGCUCGACAACCUAGUGGAUUACAGACUGUAUUGCUUCUGUUAAAAUACGGCGCCGAUGUUAAUGCUAUCACUGACGAGAGAAACGACUACAGAACCGUUUUGCAUUACGCCGUUCUAUCAGGAAAUAUAGACAUUAUAAAUUUGCUAAUCAAGCAGGGAAGCAAAUUGAACUACGACGAAGUUUUUGAAGUCGGUAAACCGAGUCCUCUGGAUUUGGCCAUACUCAAAGGAGACUCGAAUAUCGUUUCUCUUCUAAUUAGAUCAGGAUCCAACGUGAACUGCAGCUCACCAAUCAUCGGAUCACCUCUUCACGUUGCAAGUGCUGAUAAUAUAACAAACAGAUUGGAAAUCCUGAAGAUGUUGCUGAAAGUCGGCGCCGAUCCGAAUCUGAAGGUCUUUAACGACAUCUAUGACAGGAAUUCCCAGCUGAGACCCGUCCUCGUCGAAUACUUGGCCAGCAAUGAGAACCCGAAUUCUUCAGUUGUCACCCUAUUAUUGCAAUACGGAGCUAAAGUUGUUAUGAAGACGCAGUUUAGAGAUCCGGACGGUUUACUGAAUUCUUUACAUAAUGUGUUGACUCCCAACACUGAAGAGAUAUUCUAUUUGCUGCUGGAGGCAUCCGAAUCGUUCGAUCCAUGCAUGAUCCGUAGAAAUAAUGUGAUGAAUCAAAAGCAGAAGUCGUACAUGUUAGAUCUUGCUUCAAAACCGCUUUCUUUGAGAAGGCAAACUCGACUUCUGCUCAGACGACACUACGGAGCGGAUCUUUUGAAUAUUGCCGAUACUUUCGAUAUACCUAAGUGUUUAAUCAAGUAUCUUAAAUUUGAUUACAGUUAAGUUUUUUUUAUUAUUAUAUUAAUUUACGUACUGUAGACAGGAUUAUUACUAUUAAUAAUCAAUAUUGUUAUUAUUACUACAUAUAAGGUUUUUUGUAUCUUUCUACUUGAAUAUGUGAUAAAAUAAUAAUGUAUACAGGAAAUAUAUCGACCUUCAAUUUGA
Messenger RNA from Nicrophorus vespilloides, 1935 nucleotides. RefSeq names its product putative ankyrin repeat protein RF_0381. Bases 376 to 1773 code for a protein of 465 amino acids. NCBI's taxonomy places the organism in Eukaryota, Metazoa, Arthropoda, Insecta, Coleoptera, Silphidae. The transcript has 8 exons. Gene Ontology annotation, molecular function: protein binding. The record is from RefSeq and is a predicted model, not a curated record.